Molecule: messenger RNA, 2980 nt
Organism: Macadamia integrifolia
Lineage: Eukaryota; Viridiplantae; Streptophyta; Magnoliopsida; Proteales; Proteaceae
Exons: 2
Coding region: 485-1654 (389 amino acids)
Source: RefSeq, a predicted model, not a curated record
AGUCGAUGUUCUUGGAAGUUGUGUUUUUAGGCUAUCACAAAUCCACAUCAAACAAGUACAUUUGGCGUUUUCAGAUUCGAGUAAGUGUAGGCAGAAACAGAACGGAUGGAGUGCAUGAGCCUUCCUUAUUUUUGCCCUUUUGUUGAACAUACCGUGUUUCUUUGGAUGGUGAAUUUUUUGCUUUACCUGAAAGUGAAAAUGCGAGAAGGCUAUUCAGUUCACCUCUCUACUCUCUGUCUCUCCCGCACUACAGUCCACAGCCUCAACAACGAGAAUGAUCGAAGGGAGGAAGGCAAUUGUUGCACACUUGUCUAGUUUGGACCGUCUUUUUGACCUGCUUCUGUCCUAUUUUUCUUUCAACUCUUUUGAAAUAUUCAUAUCCAAAUGGAUUUGAAAAUUGGAGACAGAAGUUGCACUCACCAGUUACCUCAUUUGGAUUUAUUGGUUUUUGGAGAAAGUGUUGAAUUUGAGGACACUGAAACAAAUGUUUGAGAUGAAACAAAGUAAGAUUGCGGCUCUCCAAGAACAGAAUAUUGCGGAAAAGUUAGUGGUCAGCCUCGAUUAUGUUAGUGCAAGGGACAAAUUACUCAAAGCCCAAGCACUAUUCCCAGAACUUGACAACAUUGAUUUGAUGUUAAUCGUCUGUGACAUACUAUGUGCUGCGAGCAUGAAGUUUCCUGGGGUUGGUGUCGAUUGCUAUUGGGUUCUUCAGCUCCUUCCGUCAGCCAGUGACUCUGAUGUAAAAGCCCGGUAUCACAAGCUUAUGAGCCUGCUACAACCCAUCAAAACUAAGUUCCCUGGCACUGAAUUGGCUCUUAGAUUCAUAUGGGAAGCAUACUCUGUGCUUUCAGAUCGAGACAAUCGUUCUGCAUUUGACUUGUAUAGGAAUGCAAGUUGGGAAGGAAUUGGGACAUCUUCCAAUCAGGGAACCACGAAUAAGGAAUCUUUCCCUGCUGCUCAAAGCUUUUCUGGAUGUGAAAGGGUUUCUACCAGUGAUAUUUCAGGUGGAAGCAUUGGAGGGGUUUUUUCAAGAUCGAUGCUUUUGAAGAGCAUGAACAAUAAAGAAUCUAAUACACUAACUAGCCAAAAGACAGUUCAGCAACAAGGGGAGGUUGAUCUGCAGAAAGGAACUCAUCCAGCUCAUCUGACCUUUAUUGACAGCGGAGGAAUAGAUAGACAUACAGAAAGUUUAAGUUCUCCAUUGACAAUGCAUUCUGCCAGUUCGUUGAGAAAUCCGUCCUGGCCUUCAAAAGCUGUUGAAAGAAAAGGGGCUGGCCUUGUUUUUUAUGACUUUGAAAACGAUAGAAAGACUGAAGUCUUUGAAGUUGGCCAGAUUUGGGCUGCUCAAUAUCAAGCGGUUGUUCCUCGUUGCUAUGCCCAGAUUAAUGUCCACUUGAAGUCUGAAAUGAGUGUUUCAUGGCUGAAACCUGUUCCUGUUACUGAAGAUGAAAGAAGAUGGUGUGAGGCAGGCUUGCCUGUGGCCUGUGGCUCAUUUUAUCUUGAUCCAGAUAUGAGUGAAAAAAUAAUCACUGCCCCAUUUCUUUUCUCUCAUUUGAGCUCUUGGCCUCAUGGUAUUACAGAGGAACAGUUUGAAAUCUACCCCAAGAAAGGUGAGGUGUGGGCAAUAUAUAAGGACUGGGACCUAGCUGAGUAGUCUUUAAAUCCCAAAACAGCAGGAGGAUGUAGAUUUGAGAUAGUGGAACUCCUCACAGAUUAUUCAAAGUAUGUGGGUGCCCUCGUUGCGUGUUUGGUUAAGAUUGACAAAUUCAGAAGUGUCUACCAGAGGUGCACAAACGGGGAAAACCAGUUCUUUUGUAUCACUCCAGACAAUUUAUAUAUCUUUUCCUACAAGAUCCCAACAUUUAGGUUUAUGGGCGGAGAGCUGCAAGGGGUUGUAGCCGGUAUGCUCGAACUGGACCCAUUGGCCUUGCCUGAUGACAUUGCCCAAGAUGAUGCCAACCCUGACAUCUUGAUUGAAGAAGUUCCUAGGAAUUUGUCUAGCUUCACACACAAUCCCCAAUGCUUUCCAUCCAUGAAAACAUAUCCAGAAGACGAGUACUUGAAUCCCACUUGGUCACAAAAUGAUUUUCUCUCAGAUCAAAUAUGGGCUGUAUACAGUGGUACAGAUUUCAUGCCUCGGUGUUACACCCGAAUAAACAGUGUGGUUUCUGAGAGCCUAGUAUGCGUUACAAUCUUGGAACCUCAACCAAUUCUUUACAAUGAGAUUCACUGGCAUAAAGAAAAUCUACCAAUUGUGGCUGGGAUAUUUAAAGCUGGCAGAACAACUUUGAACAUGGAAAUGUCAUGGUUCUCCCAUUCAGUCAACUGCCAACAGAACAUCACUAAAACUUUGUACAUGAUCUACCCAAUGAAAGGUGAGUUUUGGGCAAUGUACAAGAACUGUGACGGCAAAUGGACGAAGUCUGAUUAUAACGAUCACAAGUAUCAGAUUGUUGAAAUCCUUUCAGAUUUCUGUGAAGGGAGCUUCAUUGUAAUAGCCAAGUUGCUAGAGGUAAAGGGUUGCCUAACUUUCUUUCAAAGACAACAUGUUGAUGGGUUUGAGUUGACUCAAACAGUUUCAAAAACAGAUAUGCUUGCUUUCUCUCACAGGAUUCCAGCUUUUAUUGUGCAUGGAAUGUGUCGAUAUGGAAUUCCAGAAGGUUCUUGGCAUCUGGAAGCUAAGGCAUUGCCACCCAAACGUGGCAAAUAAGGGUUGUUGAUCCCCAUUGGCAUUACACAGCCUCAGAUACAUGUUGAGAAAAGGAAGAAAAAGUUGUGGUUUGUAAUUGGGAACAAUUACAGCUAUUCUCACAAUGUAUAACUAAUAUUUGUAAACUAAAGGAAGAAGAGAAAUCGUAGAACUGACUUUUGUGCUACUCCUGCAACAACAUUGCUAUUCAUUUUGAUUUGCAUAUCUGAAUGUUGUGCCCUUUGAAACUGUUGCCUAUCAUUUCAAUUGUUUGAUUCACACUUUUGGAUA